AUGAGACGCCGCGAUCUCGGCCCAGAGCAGGAGAAGGAACGGGGGGGGACGUAUGCUGCCUCCUGGACCGUUGCUUCCAAUACCCGCGGCGGAGCGCCCGCGACUGCGGCUGUCAAUUUGCAUUGCUGCAUGCCGCGCCAGACGAACAAAACCAGGGUAGCUAGCGGAGCCCUGCCCGCGGAAGAUGCUGCUACCCAUCCGUCUGAUAUAUUUAUUCAGAGACCUACUGAGGCAUCCAGCGAAACGAAUGUGGUGGCCCUAUUUUCUACCGAGAGCUAUUCAGCAAAGCACAUGCGGUGGUCCCACACGCACACACAGAGCUUGGAGUGUGAGGAGCGAUUGUUGGCUCGAUGCAGUCGUCCUCGAGUCAAUUCGGCAAUUUUCGUGUCAGCCGAGCCUGCAGGCGGUUUCCCAGGCUUCGAUGCUGGCGAAUUUCUAAGACGACACGGGUCUCAGUCGAAACUUUGUCGUAAAGCGAGAUCAGCGGACAACAUACCUUUAACAGCACUAAGUGACUCAUCCGAGAGACUUUGCAAAGGCAAACAUCCAAGAGAGGAUACAAUCAAUGAAGAAGCUAAAUCUGAUGACAGCAUCAGUGGAAGCGUGGAGACUGUCAAACAUUUUGGCUUGCCAAUUCUCUCGGUGUCUGGCCCGUCGCCCCCAGAUGAAGACUACGACCAGAUAGAUGAGUAUCUGUAG
This is a messenger RNA of Spodoptera exigua (beet armyworm), 699 nucleotides long. The record is from the annotation of a GenBank genome assembly. NCBI's taxonomy places the organism in Eukaryota, Metazoa, Arthropoda, Insecta, Lepidoptera, Noctuidae.